CGAGCAAAUUAGAUGGCUAACAUUUGGUAGCCAAGUUAGCUGGCUUGCUGCUGGUUAUCGAGCUAGCUAUGCAAAUCGCGUCUACAACGCGUAGCUGUCUCUACAGGAUAGUUCCUAAUGCAAUUAUACACUUAGCGCAGUGUGUGUGGUCAAGGGCAUCUCGUCAACUAUACAAUCAGCUAUUGCUGGCUUGCUACAAGACUGCAGUGCUACGUCGCGAUCUAUUUGCAAAUAGCAGUGAGGCUGAAGUUAUGAACCUCCGUUGAUUUUAUUUGUAGACUGAAGCAAGAUCGCUGUAGGUAGGUGGCUGGUUUGAGCUAAGUGCUUUGCAUAAACCGUAGGAAAAAAAAAUCUCAAUUUCAUUCGUUCACAUCCUGUGCUGCGUUGCCAAGUAUUGUGACAAUGACAACUCGACGGAAAGUUCUCCUGGUCGGCGAGGGUAACUUUUCGUUCUCAGCCGCCCUGUGCCAGACUGCCGAGGACCGUGUGAGAGUGACGGCCACCUGCCUGCAGUCUGAAGAGGUUGCAAGACGGCAGGACAGCGCGGAGGAGAAUUUACAGCGUCUCAAAGAGUGCGGAGCUGAGGUGUACUUCCAUGUGGACUGCACACGUCUGACAGAGUGUGAGACGCUGUCCCAGCAGCUGUUUGACUGCAUCAUCUUUAAUUUCCCUCACUGUGGUCGUAAGAGUGGGGUGAAGAAAAAUCGCAGCCUGUUGGCAAAGUUCUUUCACAGCUGUGUGCAAGUACUGACACAGAGCGGCGAGGUCCAUGUGGCACUGUGUAAUGGGCAAGGGGGCACACCAGUGGACAAGCCCAUAAGGGAGUGGCACAAUAGCUGGCAGGCUGUUGCCAUGGCAGCUGAGGCGGGGCUUAUCCUGAGUGACAUCUGCCCUUUUGAUCGGGACAAGUACCAGAGCUACAAGUGUUCAGGUUACAGGAGCCAGGACAAAGGCUUCCAUGUGGAAGGCGCACUCACGCACACGUUCACGCGCAGUCUCCCUUACACCGCGCUGCAGCGAGUCAAAAUGGAGGCGCUGCUGGGGCGGGAGACCGUCCUCUUCGAGAUUCCAGAAGAGCUGAGCGAAUAUGUGAACAGGGACUUCCUGCGUCCGCAGUCGCGCCACCCAGUGCGGAUAGUUCAGGAGCAGCUGCUGAGGGAGCUGCAGUCCGAUGGGCCGGUGCACGCGCUGGAGGUCAAGUGGCCCAAGCUCUUCCGAAACUCCCCGGAGAGGCUGGGGGCCUGCGGGCCCGAGGUGGCCCCCUCGGAGGUCUACUGGAUCCGCCCCACGGGGACCCGCGCACUGGGCGAGGAGGACGCUGGCGCCGAAGAGGACCGCGGCUCCAACAGCGGCCAGGACGGGGCUGCCCGGGGCUACGGGCUCCGCCCGUCCCUGCUGACGCACGUCCAGGAGCUGGCGCGGCGCGAGGACUUCCGGCCCGGGGUGCUACACGCCAUGAGCGGCCUGGUGUUCCGCAGGGCGCCCGUCUCCCGAUGCGGGGGCAGCGGCGCUCCCGCCUUCCACCAGCUGCUCCUCGCGGGGGCCUUCCCCGACGAGCCCCGGCCCCUACUGCAUCUCCAGGGCCGCCUGGAGGCCCUGCUGGCCCCGUACGGCUUCUCCUUUAAGGAGGAGGAGGAGGAGGGAGGCGCAGUGAGUCAGGUGUUGGUGCAUUCGAAGGGCCCCACCAGAGCGGGACGCCUGGCCGCUCUGCCCCCCCUGGAGGGCGAGGGCCCAAAGGGUGCGGGGCUGUGCGUGGCCACGCUCAGCCUGGACCUGCUGGCUCUGCAGCUCUUCUCCGUGCCUGACUGGCGUCUGCUGUGGAGCCCCGACCCGCGCUUCCUGGCUCACUUCCUCCCCGAGUCGCCCGGGCCCUUCCGGAGCUUCUCCCUGUACCCGCCGGCCUACACACACGACAUCAGCUUCUGGGUGGAGCCCGACAGCUUCGACGAGCUGGAAUUUCACGCCCUGGUGCGGCGGGUGUCGGCGGGCGCCGUCAGGGAGGUGGCGCUAGUGGAUCGCUUCCGGCACCCCCACAUGGGCCACGCCAGCCUCUGCUACCGUCUGACCUACCAGUCCUCAGACCGCGCCCUCUCGCGCAGCCAAGCUCUGGGCAUGCAGCUAAAGCUACGCCAGCUCCUCCCCCUGCAGCUUCAGGUCACACUGAGGUAGAGAGGGAGUUAGAUGAAUAGAUAUAGGUAUAGAUUAAUGUUACAUGCUCUUGUUCAGUUAAGGGUGUCUGUAGAAAGGAAAAAGGGAUACAGUUGAGUAUGCAUCCUUGCCACUCGUGUGUGUUGGGAUACAGUUAGUGGGUGGUAUAAAAAGGGCGGGGCACAAGGUUUGUAAGUAGAGAAAGCCUGUUUACCUCAAGGUAGCAGUUUAUGCGGCAGGUCAUGUGGCAGUGAGACAUAAAUUGUGCUGCUUGCACCAGAGCAGUUCUGGACUCACUUCUGGUCGUCUCUGCCAUAUGCCUCUGGAUUAUGGCAUUAACACCCAGUUCAAUUCAGGAACUCUUUAGUUAACUUGUACAGUGGCCUAAAGGCACUUCCAUCCAUCCAUUUUCUAUACCCGCUUAUUCCUGCUCAGGGUCGAGGGAGGCACUGGAGCCUAUCCCAGCAUGCAUUGGACGAGCGGCAGGAAUACACCCUGGACAGUUUGCAGUCCAUCACACACCAUUUACUCACACAUUCAUACUUGGGGGCAAUUUAGCCUUUCCAGUUAGCCUAACCUGCAUGUCUUUGGAUUGUGGGAGGAAACCGGAGUACCUGGAGGAAACCCAGGUGAACACGGCGAGAACAUGCAGACUCCACACAGAAAGACCCUGGCUGGGAUUCAAACCAAACCGUCUUGUUGUGAGGCAACAGUACUACCUACUGCACCCCCGUGCUACCCCGUAAAGGGACUUGCACUGCAAAAUGAUUGGUGAUGAUAGAAAAAAACAAUGUAGUUAUUUAUUUGUUUGACAGAAAAAUGAGGUAAAAGUUGGAAUGCUUGGAUUUCACAGUGGGCUUGGAACAUUGUGUGGACAUCGAUUUUGUUUAGAAGUAGAGAUUAUGCCCCAUGAUUUUGAAAACUGGUUUUUUUAAAAGCCAGUAGGGAUACAGUGGAUACUGCCUAUUAUUUGAUGCUGUCUUGUCUGUUUAUUAAUAUACAUUAUUAAUUUCUUACUUUCCCCAUGUCCUGUGUUUUUGCUUUGCUACAUUUCACUGUUUUUCAACCCUGUUACUGGGGACUCACUAUGCUGGUUUCAUAGCAAAUCUUUUAAUCAAUUAAGGUUACUGAAAAUGUGUUCUACCAUAUUGGUGUCGUUGACCUUAUUUUAACACAAUGGAGGUUUGGCUUGCUGCCAUUUUCUCAGUAAAUUCAUUCAUUUUAAACAAAUGGUUUCAGGUUUCCACACUGAACAAAUGGGAGCCAACUAUUUCACGAGUCAGUUUGUAACUGAAUAAAUAAAAAAUGGAACCUCUUUCAAAUGGAAUCAUUUGCCAUAUAGUACAUAUACCACAGUAAAUGAAAAAACAGGUCUGACCGAUUGAAAUUCCGGGGAUGUGAAUUUGGGAUAUUUAUUUUCAAGGGCAUGUUGCUAUGGUUGGAACAAAUACCAACAUAUCACAGUGGGUCCCCAGGACUUUUCAAAACAACUAAGUUUUAAAAAUGUUGUAACAGUUUUUCUUUGUAUUGCUGUAAAUUAUGGUAAUGAAUUCUCUGCAUCUUGUAUUUUAAAUGUAGCUGGCUUUCCUUAGAAAGUGUUAGAACACACUUGCAGCCCCCUUACUGAUGAAAAGAAAUUGUGCUGCUGAGUUCAGUUGUAAAUGCAUCCCCCCCCAGAAAUGUGUAUAAUUGUUGUUGUGACUAGUCUGUCUGAAAUAUUGUGCAUCUUUGUGCGUGAGUUUUGAGUUUACAUGCAUGUUUACCUUUUUACCCUAACAAAUAUGUACUAUGAUGAGUUAAAAACGGUGGAAUGUAAAUUGACGUGCUGCUAAUUCACACAGGAUGAUAAGCCAUAAUACAGUAUAGAUGGUUGUCCACUUCACCUCACUCUUUGUAAGGGCUUACAUGCAGAGCCUUUAUUAACAGGUUGUUGACUGAAAUGAUAUCAUUGCCUAUUAGUUGGGACACCUCAGUGCUUACCUAUAUUUAUUUAUAUAUAUAUAUUCUCUAUACUGAAUAGAGCUGUGCUGUGUAGAGCAGCUGUGUCUUUAUCCUAAUUAUCCUGGGGUAAUCAGAUUUAUGGCUGUCCAAGAAGAUAUUCCCUAUAUAAGGUGUUUUGCUUUAGGCAAUGCACAAUCUGUCUGCAAUUAUAUCGCUGUCUGAUGAUGUUGGUUAAAGUUUUCAUUCUCCUAUCGGUCAGAUGAAGCCAAUAUGGCAACCGAUAAUUAUUUCUAUUGAAAGCAUCCUUGUACAAGGCCAAGGAUGGAAACAACACAUGGCUACAACAACAUGAUUAAAAUUUGUUAAAAGAAAUGAGAAACAAUAUUAGUAGCCUAUUUAAAAUGGCUAUCCUUAAUUGUUCAGUUUUGGUGAAUUUGGCAACAUCUGUGGUGACUGGAAUUGGUCACAGAAUGAAUAUGUACUGAUUUGUACAAAUGCAUACAUUUUUGUAAAUUCAUAUUCCUUUUUCAGAAAUACCUCAUAAUUCAUGUGUGAAAACCAUAUGUAUGUUUUCUGCAUGUAUGUUUUGCAAUAAGACACUCAAAUGUAAAA
Anguilla rostrata (American eel) is the source of this 4701-nucleotide messenger RNA. RefSeq names its product ferredoxin-fold anticodon binding domain containing 1 (gene fdxacb1). NCBI's taxonomy places the organism in Eukaryota, Metazoa, Chordata, Actinopteri, Anguilliformes, Anguillidae. The coding region runs from base 403 to 2169 and encodes 588 amino acids. The transcript has 6 exons. Gene Ontology annotation, biological process: rRNA base methylation. The record is from RefSeq and is a predicted model, not a curated record. Gene Ontology annotation, molecular function: rRNA (uridine-N3-)-methyltransferase activity. Gene Ontology annotation, cellular component: cytoplasm.